Molecule: messenger RNA, 10443 nt
Organism: Oncorhynchus masou masou (cherry salmon)
Lineage: Eukaryota; Metazoa; Chordata; Actinopteri; Salmoniformes; Salmonidae
Product: leucine zipper putative tumor suppressor 2 homolog
Exons: 10
Coding region: 653-3046 (797 amino acids)
Biological process (GO): cell division; negative regulation of canonical Wnt signaling pathway
Source: RefSeq, a predicted model, not a curated record
GAAAGCAGCAAGUUCGCCCGCGCUGCUCCAUUCUGCUCCGUUCGUUUCCCUCUGUCUGCCAGUGGCGCUGAACCGCUGCAGCACGCAGCCCGGACGUUGGGGGCUGGCAUACUGCGCGCGAGAGAGAGAACAGAAUGAGAGAAAAGGACCAGACCAGUCGAGCUUGUUGCAAAUCUGUUUCUCUUCGAAGCGGACGUGAACGGGACAGAGAGAAGAGAGGACGAGAGUGAGCAAGAUGAGGAAGGGAAGACUGAGUUUCAACUCGUAAAAGAAAGGGGAACAAAUGUGGGGGAAAAUACCUGUUAUAUCAAGGAAAGAAUUUACUUUAAUAUUACACCCAAGCCACAUCUGGAAAAAGUCGUUCCUCGGACGUUAUCUGCAAGGAGCAGCUCGAGAUCACUGGGGUUGGGGCCUGUUCCCGAGGGAGCCGUAUAUCUUCUGCCUCGGGCUCGUCAGAGUCGUGAAAGAAGAAAAAGGAUUCUGCUAGUCCAUGACUCCAGGUCAGGAGGUGUUGUGGAGAUGCAGCCCAAGAAGUAGGUUCUGGGUAUGAGAAGUCCCUGUUCUCUCCCUGUCUUCCCCAGAGAACCAGGAGAACACUGGGACUCUCAAACAGAGUGUGUGUUCAGUGUAUGUCCGGCCUUGUCCAGGUACCAUGGCUCUGGUUCAGACCCUGCCUGUGUCCACAACUGACCACCCCAAGCCUCCUACCAGCCUCGACAUCAUCUCCCUCUCCCCUGUGGUUGGAGGGCCCUGUGGCCCCGGAGCCACCAUGGGCUCCGUCAGCAGCCUCAUAUCUGGCCGGACCUAUCAGGAGCAGCGACACUGCCGGGCCGCCAGCGAGUUCAGCACUAAGACACGCCAUAACACCCCAACCACCAGCUGUUUCAGGCUCCAGGGUGAUAGCAACACCCUGCACAGCGCGAGCUCCCUGGAACAACUACUGGUCAUCAACAACCAGACCCAGAUCCAGAUCACACAGCUCCAGCCCCCGCCACUGCCCACCAAGAAGCAGCCCCGGGCAGGUAACUCUGCUGGUGGGGCAGGGUGUGCGGCUGGAGGUGGUGGUGGUGCAGGGAAUGGAAACUAUGGGUUUGUGACUGAGGUGGUGACUGUAGGAGACUGGAAUGAUAACCAUGUGGUGGUGGUCGGGAGUCCGUGUAGCGACUCGGAGGAGCAGAGGGAUAACCGAGGUCUCAACGGGAAUAUUGGCGGUCCGCCGCCCAAACUCAUCCCUGUGUCGGGAAAACUGGAGAAGAACAUGGAGAAGUUUCUGAUCCGUCCCACUGCGUUCAAACCAGUGGUCCCCAAGAACCGUCACUCGGUGCAGUACCUCUCCCCGAGGACAGGGGGCAGCCUCUCUGAGAGCCAGGGCAGCCUCAACCUCCUCCUGCCCCUACCUAUCAAUGGGAAUAACGGAAAUACUGUGGUCAACAGCCCGGGGAGCUACGGAAAUGUCGUAUCUCUGCUCUGCUCCUCCUCUUCCUCGGACAGCAAAAGGAACUCGUACAGCGGAGGACGCAACGCUCGCAGCAGCCAGUCCUGCUCCAUGUCAGACUCUGGCCGUAACUCCCUGUCCAGCCUCCCUACUCACAGCAGUACCGGCUACAGCUUGGCCCACAGCGAGGCCUCUGGGUCUGGAGGGUCAGGGGUGGGCCUGGAGCCUGGGGCUGGAAGAACUACUACUACGAACGGAGGAGGGUUGGUGACCCACGGAGUUCACAGUCACUCAACCUCCCACGGUCACUCUAACUCAGACAGCGGGCGUUCGUCAUCCAGUAAGAGCACGGGGUCGGGGUCGCUGAGCGGGCGCGGCCAGCCCCUGUCAGACAGUGGGUCGUGUGGGCACUCACCCCCGCCUCUGGAGGGGUACGAGGGGGUGAUGAGGGAGCUGGAGGAGAAGCUAAGGGAGAGGGAUUUGGAACUGCAGCAGCUCAGAGAGAACCUGGACGAGAACGAAGCCGCCAUCUGUCAGGUGUACGAGGAAAAGCAGCGUCGCUGUGAGAGGGAGCUGGAGGAAAUGAGACAGAGCUGCUCUUCCAAGAUGAAACAGGCUACACAGAAGGCCCAGAGAGUACAACAGGCCUUACAACUACAGGUGUUCCAGCUGCAGCAGGAGAAAAAGAAACUUCAGGAGGACUUCUCCUCUCUGCUACAGGACAGGGAGGUGCUGGAGAGGAGGUGUGCCUCCAUACAGAGAGAACAGAUCCAGUUGGGACCGCGCCUAGAGGAGACGAAGUGGGAGGUGUGUCAGAAGUCAGGUGAGAUAUCCCUGUUGAAACAGCAACUGAAGGAGAUCCAGUCAGAGCUGAGCCAGAAGGGUGGGGAGCUGGUGGUCCUGAAGUCCCAGCUGAGGGAGGCCAGGACCGACCUCCAAAACAGCCAGGCCAGGAGCCAGGAGGCUGGUUCGGGCCUGCGGACACGCUCUCUGGAGCUAGAGGUCUGCGAGAAUGAGCUCCAGCGCAGGAAGAGCGAGGCUGAGCUUCUCCGCGAGAAAGUCAUACGCUUGGAAGAAGAGUCGGCCCAGCUUCGAGGUGCCCUGGCCAAUCAGGGAGGAGGCCAGACGCCGGCUAAUAAGGGCCAGUGCAUGAGCCUGCCCCUCCCCCAGGGCCGUGUGGGUGUGGAGGGUGGAAAGGGGGGCCCCAGCCCCUCUAUGGGGUACCGUGAGGCGGAGGAGGGCAGGCUGGUAUGGGGAGGGGAGAGUGAUGAGGCCAAGACUCAGAGGCAGAGUGCUGAAGCUGUGCUUGGACUCAGGCAACAGGUGGAGAGGCUGAGGGCAGAGCUGAUGUACGAGAGGAGGAGCAGUGAGGAGCAGCUGGGAGGAUUCGAGGAGGAGAGGAGAGUCUGGCAGGAGGAGAAGGAAAAGGUGAUCCGCUACCAGAAGCAGCUGCAGCAGAACUACAUCCAGAUGUACAGGAGGAACAGAGAUCUGGAGAGGGUGAUGAGAGAGCUCAGUCUAGAGCUGGAGAACAGAGACAUAGAGGACUAUGACAUCCACAGCGGCAGCAACGACAUCCACUUUGAGGAGAUGACCGCUACUGAGAUCUAGAGGGGACAACAACAGGGGUGUCCUCUCGCCCCAUUGAGAUUUAGAGACCAGACAGGGACGUUGUCUAACCCCAGUGAUAUCAAAAUCAAAUUGUAUUGGUCACAUACAUAUGUUUAGCAGAUGUUCAAUGGUUGUGUUUCUAGCUCCAACAGUAGCAUCUCCUGAUAUUUAGAGACAAGGGUGUCCUCUCGCCCCCAUGACUAUUAAUACCAGCACCCUGAAAUGAUCUGAUUUCCCAAUCACUGCUACUGAGAGGGAUGCGUCCAAAACCAAACCCUAUUUCCUAUGUAGUGCACUACCUUUGGCUAGAGAACAGGGUGACAUUUGAAAUGUGCAUCUAGGAUACCGAGGGUAUAUCUGAACUUAUUCCCCUAACCACAGUACAAGCACUCUUUACUUCCCUAUGGACCGUUUGCUGUCAUGGACAUUAAGGGAGCAUCUCUGUUUAAGGGUGGAUCCGCUCCACUAGACAUUGGGUUGCACCCUCCUCCUGGACCACACAGGAACAGCUGACUACCUGCAGUCAGAAAAGACUCCAUCUCAUCUUUAUUCAGACUUAAAAGAGAGGUUAGUGUGUAUCUCAAUAGUUGAGAGUGUCGUCCUCUCCAGAGUAAGAUUCACCCUCAGACCAACACAUGCUCCUUGCCUCCUCACAUGGGUUUGAUUGCCCAGCUAUUGUACCAGCACUCUUUGGGACGUAUAUUAUGACUUUUGACUUGAGAAACAAGCAGGUACCACUCAAACCUCGCUCAAAUCAGUGUAUUGAAAGCAAAGGGGAGAAUCGAGUCGAGUAUAAUCACAUCUGUAUGGAGCACACAGGUGUGACUACCUGACCACCAGCACAUAAGGAUGACAUUACUAUAACGAUGACAUCAUCACCACUCAACUGUGUUUUCGUUCGUCCACAGGACUUUGUGCACCUUUGCACUUAAAGCAAUGAUGUAAUAACACAAUUUGUGCUGUCAAUGUUAUAUAUACAGUGUUCAGUGGAUCAGCAACUCAUCUAGAAGUAGUACGGAAAGGACAAGAAAUAAUCCACUGGCCAGGAAAUAUGGAUUUAUAUUCAGUGGAAUUGGACUAUGUAGUAUUUUGAUGGGAUGUAUAAGGACUGUUGGCACAAAUAGCAAAUGCAACUGUUCAGUUUUCAGCACUGGCUAAGAAAGGAACUGUAGUCUACAUUCUUUCUUGUUCAUGGAAUCUUCAAACAUCCUGGAUUUCUAUCAUUGGCUGCUUGCAGCUAACAUGUCAACAUUCUCUUCUGUCAUUGGCUGAACCAUAUCUGUCAGUUGAUAUUGACUCUCAGCUCCCCAUAUCAGACUGAGAAAUGUGGUGCGAAGGAAGAGAAAACCAAAAGAAGACAUCAAAGGCUUAAUGUGAGUGCUGUGUUGUGCUCCUCCUCUCUCUAAGCCAAUAGUCACCCUAUUGUAUCUUCUCUACAACCUCUCCCAUGUGAAUGACACAAACAGAAGCAAGUAGCACUAUGAGGGAGUGAUUAGCAUGGGAGAUAUCAGCACAAAUGCAACCGCUGCCCUUCUCUCUCUCUCUCAGCACAAACAUAUCAGAGGAAGAAACACACCUUAAUUGGUCAACUCAAGCUGCCCGUCAAAGAUAUCGAUGCUGCAUUGGCUGCUGGGAUUGUUAUGGAGCCGUAUUGGAUCAGUGAGCAUAUGGUGUCACUUUUCCUUAUGGUAUCUCAGUGAAACCAACAAAACAUCCCUGUUCAACUGUACUGAGCUCCCCCCUCCCUUGGCCUCUCACUGUCGCACACGCUGGACUCUACUAACAUUUGACUUUUUAUUACUAGACCCCCCCUUUCCCUCCCUCUCAUCAAAAAGCCAAGUAACACUUCCUAGACUUCCUGUCCCUUCUGGCCAGUGACUGUGAGGCUCACUCACUGACACCUAGAUAAUGUGGAUGGCAAAAGUCUGUCAAAGUCUGGGAGAGGUAAUGUAGGGCAGGGUUCCCCAACUGGCAGUGAUUUUAUUUGGCCUCCUAAGUUUUCUGAGCAAAAAAACAUAUAUAUAUAAUUAUAUAUAUAUAUAUAUAUAUAUAUAUAUAUAUAUAUAUAUAUAUAUAUAAUUCUAUAUUUUUUAAACGUUGUUGGAUAUAAACGACUAAAAACACCAGCAAAUCAGCUCCAGGUGAUUUUAAUUUUGGAAAUCUGUUCCAACGCAUAAUAGUGAAAUAGAUACAUGUGAUCGUAUACAAAUGUAAACAAGGUUUGAAAUAAUUGUUUAGGUCAAAUAUAUCUGUUUGGGCAUUUUGCAUUCAAUUGCGGUCUACAAAUUAUUUGUAAUUAUGUACUUGUCCGCUGACCAUCCGCUCAAGAAAAUGUCAGCUUGCGGCUAAAUCUAGUUGAUGAUCCCUGAUGUAGGGGUUUGUGCUGGACAGUGCAUGAUAUAUUAGCCUAAGGCAUGACAAACAGGUCAUUAUGGAACUGUUCCAGUGGUUAUGUCAACAUUUUGGCAACCACUGCCAUAGAAAUAUCAUUAAUAGAAUGUAAUUCUAUUUCUAUGUGGGGAACCAUAGAUAAAUAUUAGAGUCUUCAGUUGUGCUUCCUCAUAAGAAGGGAUUAAACUAGAGCUCUGGUCUUUUAUAUUACAGAGGUUAACAGAGUUUAUAAAAAGGAAUCUAACAGAUAAAUGGAAAUCAAUAUGAUCAAUGAUGAUGAUGUAUAUUUUUUUUAUAUAGCACCUGAAGAUAUUUUGUGGUAACACCAGUACCAUUGUGGGUUUAAUGUACAAAGUAUAAUAAAGUGUUCUAUAUAUCUUUCCAGUACCACACAUAUACCAAUGAGAUGAUUAAACACAAUUGGAAAGGGUCUGGGAAGAGUGGCGCGAACAUUGAAACUCCACACUUUGUUGUUGACCAAGCUGCAUUAUGAUUUAACAAACAUACAAAAAUAUGGGAAAUAUCCAGCUUUUAGCCAAGGUUUACAUUGGUCAGCACAUUAAUGGUCAUCCUUGUUCAAUGCGAUUGAGUUUUCAUUUGGCGUCCAUUAUCGUCUAUAUCACCCAAUAUCAUCGUCAUCGUUGUGUUUGUCAUAUUCAGACUACACUUAUUAACACACAAAGCAUUUAAUCCAAAUAAUAUCUCAACUAAAAAUGUGUUCAUCACAUAUGGUACAAACAUUCAUCUUCAAUUUAGUCGUAUAGGUCUACAAGGUUACCAUUUUACAACAUUCAAGAUGUAUCUUUAAGAGAGGAAUAGAACAUGUUUUGCUCCAGUGUGGAUGUACCAUCAUCUGUAACACAGUCAGGUGGAAAAAGCAGCUCAGGUGUAGUUUUUUUAAUUGAACCUUUAUUUAACUAGGCAAGCCAACUAAGAACAAAUUCUUAUUUACACUGACAGUCUACCACAGCCAAACCCUAACCCAGAUGAUGUUGGGCCAAUGGGACUCCCAAUAACAGCUAGCUGUGAUAUAGCUCAGAAUCGAACCAGGGUCUGUAGUGACACCUCUAGCACUGAGAUGCAGUGCCUUAGACCGCUGUAAUGACUAACACAGUAGCACAGGUGUAAUGGUUAACACAGUAGCACAGGUGUAAUGGUUAACACAGUAGCACAGGUGUAAUGGUUAACACAGUAGCACAGGUGUAAUGGUUAACACAGUACAGUAGCACAGGUGCAAUGGUUAGCACAGUAGCACAGGUGUAAUGGUUAGCACAGUAGCACAGGUGUAAUGGUUAACACAGUAGCACAGGUGUAAUGGUUAACACAGUAGCACAGGUGUAAUGGUUAACACAGUAGCACAGGUGUAAUGGUUAACACAGUAGCACAGGUGUAAUGGUUAACACAGUAGCACAGGUGUAAUGGUUAACACAGUAGCACAGGUGUAAUGGUUAACACAGUAGCACAGGUGUAAUGGUUAACACAGUAGCACAGGUGUAAUGGUUAACACAGUAGCACAGGUGUAAUGGUUAACACAGUACAGUAGCACAGGUGUAAUGGUUAACACAGUACAGUAGCACAGGUGUAAUGGUUAACACAGUACAGUAGCACAGGUGUAAUGGUUAACACAGUAGCACAGGUGUAAUGGUUAACACAGUAGCACAGGUGUAAUGGUUAACACAGUAGCACAGGUGUAAUGGUUAACACAGUACAGUAGCACAGGUAAAGUGAACUGAAAGGGACCCCAGUGUUAAUUUUGGCACUCUGUAACAGAUUUAGUCAUUUUGACUUAAAUAUCAUUAAGUCUGAUUCACAUUUUAGUAAUGAUUUAGUGUAGUUAUUGUCAAAAUCUUUGUCAACUAAAUCCAUUUUUGUCAACUUUCAUUUUAGUCAUUUUUAUUGCCUCAUUAACUUAUAGUAAACAAAUCACUGACUUCCAUGUGCACAAACAUACAUACAGUAGUAGCCUUGUUCUACUAACAUAUUUUUCUGCAUAAAAUCCUAUUCUCAUCCCAACAGCAGAAAUAUGACAAACAUAUAUAAGAAUGAUUUGGCCUCGGUCGCGUCAUUUCCAUUUAUCAACGUUCCACAGACGCCGCAGCCACAUGUCCAAAAGUAGAAUGGAGCACAGACGUCAGUUCAACGUCUAGUUUUGAUUUACAUUUGGUUCAGUUGUCAACUAGCCUGAAUUCAAUGUGAGAUCAACGUAAAAUGUCAUGUCAUUGGAUUUAAAAGUUGGGUGUAAAAAAGACAACACUUCCUUACAUUGAUGACUAUUUUCAAAUCCAAUCAGUUUUACACUGAUUCAACUUCAUCACAUUAAAUUAUUUUUGUUGAAAUGACGUGGAAACAAUGUUGAUUCAAACAGUUUUUGCCCAGUGGGUAAUGAUUUCGAACAGGAGGGAGCUAAUGACUGUUUUGCCCAGUGAUGUAGUUGAUUAAUUAAACCUCGAAACCUAAUCAAGUCCCAACUAAGUCCCCUGUGCUCGAGCCCAAGUCAUAGUCACCAAUGGUCGAGUCAGGAGUCCUGGUCCAAGUGCUCUAGUCUGAGUCACCAAUGGUCGAGUCAGGAGUCCUGGUCCAAGUGCUCUAGUCUGAGUCACCAAUGGUCGAGUCAGGAGUCCUGGUCCAAGUGCUCUAGUCUGAGUCACCAAUGGUCGAGUCAGGAGUCCUGGUCCAAGUGCUCUAGUCUGAGUCACCAAUGGUCGAGUCAGGAGUCCUGGUCCAAGUGCUCUAGUCUGAGUCACCAAUGGUCGAGUCAGGAGUCCUGGUCCAAGUGCUCAAGUCUGAGUCACCAAUGGUCGAGUCAGGAGUCCUGGUCCAAGUGCUCUAGUCUGAGUCACCAAUGGUCGAGUCAGGAGUCCUGGUCCAAGUGCUCAAGUCUGAGUCACCAAUGGUCGAGUCAGGAGUCCUGGUCCAAGUGCUCUAGUCUGAGUCACCAAUGGUCGAGUCAGGAGUCCUGGUCCAAGUGCUCAAGUCUGAGUCACCAAUGGUCGAGUCAGGAGUCCUGGUCCAAGUGCUCUAGUCUGAGUCACCAAUGGUCGAGUCACGAGUCCUGGUCCAAGUGCUCAAGUCUGAGUCACCAAUGGUCGAGUCCUGGUCCAAGUGCUCAAGUCUGAGUCACUGGCUCCACUCAAAAUAAAGCUAUUUACCCAGUCAGAGGUAGUGUCAAGAUGAAUUUAUUCAAUAAAUUGUUUGCUAUUCCUUUUCCUUUCUAUCUAUGCCACCAAAUGUUUGCAUAGGCUACUGGUAAUGUUACCAGGGUCACGUUCAGUUGCAAAACAUGUUGAACGUUGCAGAUAGAAAUCCCAGGAAUAGAGCCAACGUUAUUCCUUAUUCAACAUGUCAGAUAGGCAUGUUUGUUCUACAUAGCACAUUUCUAUCAGAGCGUUCCGUCCUACUGAACACGGCCCAGGUUGUUAGCUAUAACUAGCUAAUGAGGUAACAUGACUGAACAAAGUGUAGUCUAAAUAGACGGUUACUUGUCCGGCCCUAGUUUUAGAACAGAUAUGCUUUAUGAAUGUUAAAUGCUCCCCGCCGAUGCAUGAUAGAAAGAAAAGACGUAGCGUCGGUAUUAUGGUUCAAACCUUUAGAGCGGUAAUCUCAAGACGUUUUCUUAAACCGUGUCUUUUUACUGCAGUCUGAACAGGCAAAAACCACAAUGGAAUCUGAUAAUUCAAGCCACAUUUCAAACCAACUUCGUAGAUGGCUUGAAGUCAGAUACAAAUCUGAUUCCUGGUCAAGUCACUUGUGUCUGAAUGGGAAAAUCAGAUUUAUUUGCCCUCAAGUGGUUUUGAAAGUUGGAUAAUAUUUUCCUUUGAGGCUAUAAAGUGUUCCUACACUAUGAUUUUGAACAUUCAAAGCAACUGGGAAACAUUCUACAUAACUUCUGAGUGAUGAGGAAUCAUGAACACCACCACAGAUCAGUUCUAAAAACUAUUGUUCAGUCCCACUUAGUAGUCAGACUUGAGAUCAUUUAGUCUCGUCUUGUUUUAGGCAACUGAAAUAUAUUUUUUUGUUUAGUUAUAGUUUUUUUCUGGUCUAUUUAGUCAGUUAUAGUCUAGUCAACUGCCACUGAAAAAGUAGGUGUUUGACAAGUAUUUGAGUCCUUAUUUUUGUUGACUAAAGUAACUGUGACGAACCCUCGGUGAAAGCACAGUGCACUCUGGAUACCCCUUUCCACAUUUCUCACUUUUCUUCAUAACCCCAUAAUAACAAUUUUCUGUGUAAAUACAGUCAGUAUCUAACUGAAAAUGACAUACAGGUAACUGCCAAAAUAAAGGAAACACUUGUGUAAAUGAGGGAUACAAAGUAUAUUGAAAGUAGGUGCUUCCACACAGGUGUGAGUCUUGAGUUAAUUAAGCAAUUAACAUCCCAUCAUGCGUAGAGUCAUGUAUAAAAAUGCUGGGCAGUCCAUUAUUUUGGCUACCAUGGCUAUGCCCCCCCCCCCCCCAUAGGAUUACAAGGCCCUGGCCACAGGGCACAAGUGAUCACUGAAUGGUUUGAUGAGCAUGAAAACCAGAUCUCAACCCAAUUUAACACUUAUGGUAGAUUGUGGAGCGGUGCCUGAGACAACAUUUUCCACGACCAACAAAACAACAGCGUUUUCCCUCCAAUAGAGUUCCAAACACUUGUAGAAUCUAUGCCAAUGUGCAUUGAAGCUGUUCUGGCUUGUGGAGGCACCACACCCUAUUAAGACUUUGUUGGUGUUUCCUUAAUUUUGGCAGUUACUUCUACAUUGAGUGACAUUCUAGUCCUUUACUCAGACCAAAAUAUAUAUUUCAAAUGUAGCCACUGCGACUAGACCAAAGCAACGUAACACGUUUGUUUGUAUUUGUCUUGUUUCUUUUCUUCCUUAGUGAGCAUAAGUAUACAAUUAUAUUUUAGUUUGUUUAGGUGUUCUGUUCCUUUAUUAAUCCAUGGUGUUUGUAGUCAUUCAUGUAUAUUUUCAUGCUGUAAAUUUAUUGUACAAAAGUAUGUUUGUUUUUAAUUAAAGAUACAAAAUGUCA